Messenger RNA from Zea mays, 3705 nucleotides. Its product is annotated as formin-like protein 18. The transcript has 7 exons. Gene Ontology annotation, molecular function: actin filament binding. Gene Ontology annotation, biological process: actin nucleation; actin cytoskeleton organization. Lineage: Eukaryota; Viridiplantae; Streptophyta; Magnoliopsida; Poales; Poaceae. The coding region runs from base 560 to 3400 and encodes 946 amino acids. The record is from RefSeq and is a predicted model, not a curated record.
CUCUAGCGUUAAACGUGCAAUUUUGUCAGCUGAAAAUGGUGGCUGCUCCUGACAACGAGGGCAGCCUCUCGUUGCAUCUCUCUCGCCUCUGCUGAAUGGAACCACUUGAGUACGCAUUCCCCACCCUAAAAAUAGAAGCCAAGGUUGGAAGCCGAGGAUCAAGACAGCAACAAUGGCAAAGAAAUUACUCUUUUUUUGCUUUCCCAUCCCUGUCCUGUAUCAUGCUCCUGCCGGGGCUCCUAGAUUGGUGGCGUCCCAAUCAUUAUUCCCGGGUAAAUUGGUUCGCUGCCGUCAAGAAUCGCAGAUCCAACCAGAAGGACCAAUCUUAGUGUGCCAGAACUGUAUCACAAUUCCAAUUUUAGGCCAACAUUUGGGUCUAAGAAACAUUAAUUAACUAAGGUCGAACUCGAGGUGAGAAGUACCUGCAGGGGAGGAAUCUAUUAGUUCCUGUGCAUCCUUUAGGCAGCUGUGGUAAUCCCUAUUGGGGGAGGUACCAAUGGCCGGUUAAUUUGGUGAUCCAUUGAGCUGUGCAAGCAAGCAAAUACCAUAGGAUUACAAGAUGAGAUGGCAGAGGAGCAAAUUCAGUUGGCUCCUCAGCGCAUGCCUCAUUUGUCUGCUGCUGCAGCUGGUUGGUGCGAUCAGGACUAGCUUGUUCUGGCCACAAUCUUGCCUGCCGUCUCCUGCAAUCCCAAGAGAAGAUGAAUCGGUGGAACAACUGUGGCACAGUUGUGCUCUCGACUUGAGAAUUCCUCAAGAUGUUAGAAACAAGUUCCAUUACAGCCUUCUGUUCAACACCAUCAGCAAUUCGUAUAGAGAAAAUGAUAAUAAGUCCUAUCCUCAGAAGGUCGGCAUUGAGGAAGCAACCACGGCAACCUUUUCACCUGCAGAAGUUGCCAACACUUUUCUGGAUUGCUUAAACAAGCAUAAUUUCCCUUUCUCUGAUCAUGGACUGCAGAAGCAUCAGGAGGAAACCAUAAGCUUACUUCCCAACUCUAACAGCAUCAACCUUCCUUUUGCGAUGAAAAGAAGACGUCUACUUGAAGAAGAUUCAGCCAUUGCUCCACCCCGACCUAAAGCAAAACAGGCAAUAAGAAGCGUUUUGUCUUCCGAAGGAGAGGCUCACUUGCUAGUCACUACCGUGAAAAAGUCCGGUAAACCAGAGCCCAAAAACAAGAGCAAGGACAACAGUGGCACUAUUAUUGCUGGUUUGUCAGUGGCUUGUGUUGCAUUGGUGGCUCUUAUAUGUCUGUGUUGCUGUGCUUGUCGUGGAAGCGAAGACCCAGAAUCAUCAUAUGAUGACAAACCACUGCUGAGUUUGAAUAUGAGUGAUUUAUCAGGUUCUUCACGUAAAUCAUGCUCUACCCCAAUUGAUGUCAACAGGUUGGGGGCAUUGUCAACCAGUUCAUCAGCGAGCCAGCGUAAAGAAUUUAAAUUUCCUCCUAUAAAGGCAGAAGUUAGAGAAAUGUCAAUGAAGUCAGAGUUUGAGCGACGCAGCAAUGUGCAGGCGAUGAAACUAAGUUCUCAUGAAAUAACUACCAUUGCUGGACGUCCGGCGACCUCUACUAAUUCUCAGGAUGUGAAAUCUGCUGUUGCUGCAGUUCCUUCUAGUAAUGCCAGCGACAGCAUAUGUAAACCUGCAGCUGGUCCAGCACCAGCACCACCACCACCACCACGUCCAGGUUAUCCUCUCCCAAAGGCUCCUCCUGCACCAUCUGCACCAACACCACCGGUACCACCUCCAAAGAUGCCUACAGCUGCUGGUUCGAGCAAUCCACCCCCACCAGGACCCCCACCGCCUCCUGCUCCCAGGCCUGCAGUUGGACCCGGACCUCCACCAUCACCAAGUAGUGCCGGACCCGGACCUCCACCCCCACCAGGUAGAGGUGGAGCUGGACCUCCACCACCAGCCAUGCCUGGUGGUCCAAAAGCGCGUGGUCCACCACCAUUGAAGAAGGCAGGGAAUGUUGCAGGUCCUCCUGUGGCAGACAAUAAAACAAAGCUGAAGCCAUUCUUCUGGGAUAAAGUUACUGCAAAUCCGGAUCAAGCAAUGGUGUGGGAUCAAAUUAAAGCAGGAUCCUUCCAGUUUAAUGAGGAGAUGAUCGAGAGCCUUUUUGGUUGUCAUGCUGCUGACAAGAAAAAUGCUGACGGCAAAAAGGAUUUAGCAGCAAAGGAUACCCCUCAAUUUGUUAGGAUACUCGAUGCUAAAAAGGCACAGAACUUAGCGAUAUCACUGAAGGCAUUGAGUGUUUCAGCUGACGAAGUACGUAAUGCAGUUAUGGAAGGGCAUGAACUCCCUAUUGAUCUGAUACAAACCUUGAUAAGGUGGACUCCAAGCAGCGACGAGGAGCUAAGGCUUCGGUUAUACACCGGGGAGCUCACUCAACUGGGUCCUGCAGAGCAAUUCUUGAGGACCAUCAUUGACAUACCUUACCUCUAUCAGCGCCUGGAUGUGUUGCUUUUCAUGUCCACUUUGCCGGAAGAAGCUGCAAAUGCAGAACAAUCAUUUAAAACCCUGGAGGUGGCCUGCCAUGAGCUUCGGAACAGCCGUCUAUUCAAGAAGCUGCUAGAGGCUGUACUCAAGACUGGCAACCGGAUGAACGAUGGCACCUUUCGAGGUGGGGCCCAGGCGUUCAAGCUGGACACCCUCCUGAAGCUCUCAGACGUGAAGGGGGUCGACGGCAAGACGACGCUGCUUCACUUUGUUGUCCAGGAGAUCAUUCGGUCAGAGGGCGUGCGUGCCGUUCGGGCCGCCAAAGAGCAGAACAACAGCAGCAUAUCCAGCGUGACUUCUGACGAUCUCACCGAGGAUGUCAGCGAUGACACGGAGCACUACAAGCAGCUAGGCCUGGGCGUUGUUUCGAGCCUGGGAGACGACCUCCAGAACGUGCGGAAGGCAGCAAUCCUGGACGCCGAUACGCUGACCAUCUCGGUGGCGAGCCUGGGGCACAAGUUGGUGAAGGCGAAUGAGUUCUUGAACACGGGCAUGAAGAGCUUAGACGAGGACAGUGGGUUCCAUCGCAAGCUUGGCGAGUUCAUCGAGCAGUCCCAGGUGCGUGUGACCCAGCUUCUGGAGGAGGAAAAGAAGCUACGGGCGCUGGUACGCACUACUGUAGACUACUUCCAUGGGAGCACAGGGAAGGAUGAGGGCCUACGGCUGUUCGUCGUUGUCCGCGACUUCCUGGGAAUCCUGGACAAGGUGUGCAGAGAGGUGAAAGAGGCGGCUGCCAAGGCUGCUGCUAAUAACAAGAAACCUUCAGCGGCAGGAUCAGGAUCAAAGGGAAGGCAACCGUCGCAGUCUUCUUCGUCGUUCCGUGAUCCUCGACAGCAGCUGGUGCCCGCAAUUAAAGAUCGGAGGAGUGCAGCGGCACGCAGCUCUAGUUCAUCUUCUGAUUCUGACUGACUGACAGCAAAGAAUUUGUGCAGAUCACACCAGAUUGAUGAGGUGAUAUGGGAGCACAGCAGGUAGAAGAGUUAGCGGCUAUCUAGUUAUGGAUUGACUCGCUUACAGCAGAAUGAAAAAGAGUUAGGGACACUACGCCCUGGUAGGUUAAUUUAGUAUGCACAUGAUCUCAGGCUCUCAGCUUUCGCCUCCGUAAAUAUUAUUUUAUACAAAUGUACAUCCUAGAUAUGUAUACAAAGAUCGUUCAUGGCUUAAUGAAUAAUAUUAUUUUAUACAAAUACCUUAUAAUAUAUAUUGUUUGUGGA